AUGCAUACCCAAAAGGCAAGAAAUGAAUCUCCAGAUGUUCUCAAGAAGCUGUCUCCUCAUGCUACUCGACUAGUGAAAUUAGAAGCGUUAGAGCCUGGCUCUUCUUCAUCUCCUAUCUCAGCUAAUAACAGAACACCGAAGGACAAAAGUCCAAAAGUUCCAGACCGUAAAUCUCCACUAAGUCCUGUCUCCGAGAAGAAAAAGCCAAGCAGAAUAACGGAGCUUGAGGAGCUAGUGCUUCAAGAGGGUCUGAAGAAGGCUCAAGGCACAGUGUCUAAGACAUCAAAGAAACAAGCAAAUCAAGAAUCAGAAGAGUCCAGGAAACAGCUACAAGAAGUUUCAAUGGAAGAGGCUGACAAGAGUAGGCAGAGAGCGGUUAGAGUCACUGAGCAACUAGAUGCAACUCAAGCGUCAAACUCGGAAAUGGAAACAGAACCCAGGAAGCUCAAAGUUCAAUGGAGAAAACCUGCGGAAGCAGCUACCGCCAUGCUCCCUACGGGAAACAACUAUAAUCAAACAAACUCUCCUUACUCUAAGGUGAUCGAUGAUGAAGUGACAAAGAAGAAAACUGGAAAUGUACUCAAAAAGAUUGGUGUUUUCUGGAAGAAGCCUCAGAAAUAGCUGGAGAAUGACAAUGAUGAUUAGGUACCAUUGGUUUGGUGACUCUGGUAUUGAUGUGAAUUAGUGGUUUGAGGACUUUUUUUUUGUCAAAGGAGUUUGAGGACUUUGUUCUGAAGAGAAAUAUACAUGUUCGAAAUAUUUGAGUUGUGGUAAUUUUAUGUUAAGUAUUCAGGAGCAAAACUGUUAAUUCUGUCAUUAAGGAAUUAGUUGUUGCCUGUUAAUAUCAUUAAGUCUGAUUGGGCUGAUUGUAUCUCAUUUCAAGAUAAUGAAUCAACUGUUUUGUUGUC
This is a messenger RNA of Raphanus sativus (radish), 908 nucleotides long. Its product is annotated as interactor of constitutive active ROPs 3-like. The record is from RefSeq and is a predicted model, not a curated record. The transcript has 4 exons. Bases 1 to 621 code for a protein of 206 amino acids. Lineage: Eukaryota; Viridiplantae; Streptophyta; Magnoliopsida; Brassicales; Brassicaceae.